Messenger RNA from Trametes versicolor FP-101664 SS1, 1326 nucleotides. RefSeq names its product 23S ribosomal RNA methyltransferase. Gene Ontology annotation, cellular component: mitochondrion. The record is from RefSeq and is a predicted model, not a curated record. Lineage: Eukaryota; Fungi; Basidiomycota; Agaricomycetes; Polyporales; Polyporaceae. The coding region runs from base 31 to 975 and encodes 314 amino acids. Gene Ontology annotation, molecular function: rRNA (uridine-2'-O-ribose)-methyltransferase activity. Gene Ontology annotation, biological process: RNA methylation. The transcript is spliced from 3 exons.
CUCGAUCCUCUCGACCACAACGCCGGCCGCAUGCCCUUCCGCCCCUCCUGCCCCGUCUUAUCGCACAAACUCCCACCCUCAUCGCGCGCAUGGCUCGCGCGGCAGUUCCGUGACCCGUACGUGAAGGCGCGCCUCUCGUACCCCGCCCACUUCCGCGCGCGCUCCGCGUUCAAGCUCAUCGAGCUCGACAAGUCCUUCCACUUCCUCGACGGCCGCAACGUCCGCGCCGUCGUCGACCUCGGCGCCGCGCCCGGCGGGUGGAGCCAGGUCGUCGCCGGGAAGCUCGGAUGGACGGAGGAACCCCCGCUCGCGCCCCGCGUUCCGCCCGCGUCGUCGUCCGGGUUCGGGCUGAAGGGCACGAACCAGUCGCUCAAGGCGCGGAGCAAGGGCAAGGACUGGAGCACGGCGCCGGAAUCCGAGGAGGACCUGGUGGACCCGCUGGACAUCGACGCUGGGCUGGACGCGCCGCGCCGUGCGGGACGCGGGACGAUCAUCGCGGUCGACCUCCUGCGCAUGGAGCCGCUCCCGGGUGUGAAGGCGAUCCAGAUGGACUUUCUCUCUCCGGAGGCGGACCAGUGCGUGUCUGAGCUGCUCAGAAGCGAGCCUGGGGCGGACGGGAAGGCGGACGUCGUGCUCUCAGACAUGGCUGCGAACUUCACGGGGAACGCGACGGCGGACACGGAGGCGGGGCUGCUGCUCUCGCAGAGCGUGUUCGAGUUCGUACGGCGGCAUCUGCGCACGGCGGACAGUGUGGGUUUGCGAAAGGCAGGUGCCCUAAUACUCAAACAUUUCGCGUCGCCGAGCGCUCACAAGUUCCGCAAGCAGUGCCUCGACCCGCACUUCAACCUUGUGAAGUUCAUAAAGCCGCCCGCGAGCCGCACCGAGUCUGCGGAAGGCUACUGGGUGUGCCUGGGCUUCAAAGGGGUGCCAGAGCCUGUGAAGGCUGCGAAGGAGCAGAGUACUCCUACGUCAUAACAUCGCACGCUGCGUGAAGUACCACGUUGUGCAAUUCCACCUACUCCAAUGAGUACUACGCGCAACCUCAUCAUGGAAUAGGCUCACGCGCUUUAGGGAGUACAGGACUUGUCAUAAGCUCCUCCCUGCGAGCGAAAUCCCUAGAGCAUCUUCAUCCUCAACCCUACCGUUACCGGAUUAGCGCUGCUGGUGUGCGCAACAACAGCGGACCUGCCGAGGACACUCACUCUGUACGGCGGCAGGGACGGUGGAGGGCUCGACAUGAGUGUACUAAACAUGGGGUCGUGCUACGCACGGGUGCGCACAUAGUUACCGGUAGGGCCCUUGAGGAAUAUAAUGGAACGUCCGGAU